CGGCUGUAUGCGCUGUGAUUGAGGGCUGUUUACUUUUACUCUAACCAAGUGGAACAAGAAAGUCUCAUCUGCCGGGAAGACUAAUUGACAAUGGCACGAACGAAUCGCGGGCGGGGGCGAUGUGCGCGCAAGGCGACGUUUCUGGCGUUUGGGUUUGCGGUACUUGCUGCUUCUGCGUCUGCGGCUUCUGCGUCGCAUGAUUCGGGUGCAGGGGCGAGUGUGGAUACGAGUUUGAGCCCGAGCGAGGUGAAGACAGAGACGGGAACGGGGACGGGCACGGAGACGGCUUAUUCGUUCUCGAGCGCCAAGGGUCGCGCUGUGGUCAAUACGCAAAAUUCAGAAGAUGCGCAAGCCGCUGAAGCCGCCCGCGCAUACCGCACCGCCCUUCUCACGCUCGCGAACCUGACCGCGCACCCACCGCCGUACACCGCCGACCCGUCGUACGGCUCUGCACCGGACCAGCACGCGCCCUCGCUCCUCUCCCUCGUCGGCGACACGCUCGUCGGCACCGGCGCGGGUGGGGCGCACGGGUACGACGAGGGCCAGGGCCCGUUCGGGAGCGCGAUUAGGAUCGCGAAGAAGCUGGGCACGCAGGUGAAGAACGUGUACAGUGCGCCCGGCAGGGCUGUUUCGAGUUUGUUAGGUGGCGGGGGCGCCGGUGGAAGUGGGGGUGGGAGCGGGGAGGGGGGGAGGUUGUGGGGGCGCGGCGCGGCGGGGAGGGACGAGGAUGCGCAGAGGAAGGCGGUGAAGGUGUUGGAUCUGCUGCAGCAUGCGGCUGAGCUUGGGAGUGUGGAUGCGGUGUAUGUGCUUGGGAUGGUGUCGCUCUUCCCGCCCAACUUCCACUUCCCCUCCGACCCCGUGCUUGCUUUCUCCUCCUUCGCCACGCACGCAGCAGCGACCGGCAACGGCACGUCGCACGCCUACCUCGGCUUCCUACAUGCCACCGGCUACGGCGGUGCCUCCUCUUCCGCGGGCUCUUCGUCCUCAGCUGGGAGCCCAAGUAUCGACCAGGCACGCGCACUGCUGCACUACACGUUUGGCGCGCACGCGGGCGACGCAGGCGCCCAGGCCGCGCUUGGGUACCGGUAUACGGCCGGGAUAGGCGCGCAGAGCGACUGUAAGCGGAGUUUGGAGUGGUGGGAAGGGGCUGCUGAGCAUGCUUAUGCGGCGUUCUUGGAUGGUCCACCUGGCGGGCGGACGCUUCCGCUGACUGCGACCCGGUUGUCGGAUUUGGAUGGGGGCGUGUAUGGGCCGGGCGCGAGUGUUGCGAGUGCGGGUAUGAAUGUGCUGAGGCCGGCGGUGAAGGCUGGGUUGGCGCAGGCGGCGGGGGAGACGUGGGAGGACGUUAUGGAAUAUUACAUCUUCAACGCCGACCGCGGCGAGCUCGACUUCGCGUACAAGCUCGGGCGCAUAUAUUACCAAGGCUCGAUCUACUACACGCCCGGCGGCAUCGCGUCGGGCGCCGAGGGCGUCGGGCGCAUCCCGCAGGACUAUAACAAGGCACUGCACUACUUCUUCCUCGUCGCGCGCACGGUCUGGCCGCGCGACCCGCUCGCGAAUCCGCUGAGCGCGCAUAUGGCGCCGAGCGCGGGGUUCAAGGUCGAGGGCGUGACGCAGCCCGGGUGGGCGCACCGCGCUGCGGCGUACCUGGGCAGGAUGUAUCUGAGGGGCGAGGGGGUGAGGCAGAGUAAUGAGAUGGCGAUGAUGUGGUUUGAGAGGGGGGUGGAGUAUGAUGAUCGGGAGUGUGCGAAUAUGCUGGGGGUGAUGUGGAGGGACGGGCUGGUGCCGGGGAGGAAGGAUCCGGUGAAGGCGCAAGGGUAUUUUGCGAAGGCGGCGGGGCAGGAGUUGGCGGAGGCGCAGGUGAAUGUGGCGAAGCUGUAUUAUCAGCGCGGUGAGUACAAGCUCGCCGCGACCGCGUUCGACACUGCGGUCCGCUACGGUUCUCCAUUCGAGGCGCCAUUUUACCUCGGCAAGCUCUUCGCGCACUCGUUCUAUGAGUACGACGCGGCGGGGCACAUCGACGUUGCGCGUGAGACGUGCGAGAGUGCGCGGGCAUUCUUCAAGAAUGUCGCCGAGCGCGGUACGUUUGCGGACGCGGACGCGCUCAACCCCGGCGAAGUGUAUGGCAUCGGUCCCAGCGGUGAUAUUCUGGGCGAGGCCGAGGAGCUGUGGGCGAGCGGGACGGAAAGAGGGAGGGAGCAGGCGAUGCUGAGGUGGUGGCUCGCGGCGGAGAGGGGGAGCGAGAUUGCGCAGAAUAAUCUGGCGUAUGUGCUUGAUCAGGAUAAAUCGCUGCUCCGCAACGCUCGUCCAGCCACGUCUCCCACCCUUGGUGGCUCGCCGAACGAGAGCGCACGGGUUGCGCUUACGCAGUGGACACGCAGCGCCGGCCAGCGAAAUAUCGACGCGCUCGUCAAGGUCGGAGACUACUAUUACCACGGUCUCGGGCUGCAGGGCGAGGAGCCGGAGAAGGUUCGCUUCGAGAAGGCCGCGCUGUAUUAUCACGACGCGGCGGAUAAAGCGAGCGCGCUGGCGAUGUGGAAUCUGGGCUGGAUGUACGAAAAUGGUGUUGGGGUGCCUCAAGACUUCCAUCUUGCGAAACGGCAUUAUGACCAAGCGCUUGCGACGAACAGCGAGGCGUAUCUCCCUGUGAUGCUUUCGAAUGCCAAGCUCUAUGCUCGUAGCCUGUGGCUGACCAUUCGUGGUGGUGGCGAGAGCACGAAUCUCUUCCUUGGAGAAGAAAAACUCAUCGAAGCGGCACACGACGAGCACGAAAAGGCCGAGGCAGACAAACGCGCCCAGCGCGAGCAGCAGCAACGCCAAGCUCAAGAGCUCCUCGAGGAUGAAGACACCGGCAGCGGGUGGUAUAUGGGUAAAGCGCGCGACGACUUCCACAAGCGCCGGCGCCAGGGUGUCGGGAUGCCGCAAGAAGAUCAAGAUCCCAUCGAGUACGCGCGCGAACACCGUCAAGCGCUCGCAGACGAACUCGACUACGGGCCCGAGGACUACUUCGACGGCGCGCUGCGCGGGGGGUACCGCGACGAGCAUGGGAACGCGCAGGAGUUCGGCGUGGACGACGAGCUCGGGGAGACGAUCCUGCUCGUGCUGCUGUGCGUGAGCGUGAGCGUGCUGAUCUGGAUACGCGCACGGCUCGUCGAGCGGGCGCGGCAGCAGCAGCAGCUGCUGCAGGCGCACGCUGCACAGGCGCAUGGGCAUGCAAAUGAGACGGAGGAGCAGAGGAGGGAGCGGGAGCGGAGGCAGUUUGGGGUGUUUCCGCCUGAGGGGGAUCCGGCGCGGGGAGAGUGGAAUAUUCUGCGAUAGUGGGUAGUGUAUAGAACGAAGUUGAUUGGGAUUCUGUUAUUAUCUGGUUUUAUUUCUUAUUC
Molecule: messenger RNA, 3380 nt
Organism: Coniophora puteana RWD-64-598 SS2
Lineage: Eukaryota; Fungi; Basidiomycota; Agaricomycetes; Boletales; Coniophoraceae
Product: HCP-like protein
Exons: 12
Coding region: 814-3318 (834 amino acids)
Biological process (GO): ERAD pathway
Cellular component (GO): endoplasmic reticulum membrane
Molecular function (GO): protein binding
Source: RefSeq, a predicted model, not a curated record